This is a messenger RNA of Brachypodium distachyon (stiff brome), 1098 nucleotides long. RefSeq lists its product as uncharacterized. The transcript is spliced from 4 exons. NCBI's taxonomy places the organism in Eukaryota, Viridiplantae, Streptophyta, Magnoliopsida, Poales, Poaceae. The record is from RefSeq and is a predicted model, not a curated record. Bases 1 to 1065 code for a protein of 354 amino acids.
AUGGCGGUCACCCCGCUCCACAUCGCCAGCGCCAUCCUCUCCGCCUCCCCCGCCCUCCUACUCCUCCGCUCCUCCAACGUUAACACCGACGCGGUCCGGCUCUGCCUGGGCGCCGCGCUCGACCGCCUCCCCGUCGUGACGACGAGUAAUGCCCACCACGUCGUCCCGGCGCCGUCCAACGCGUUCCGCGCCGCGCUUCGGCGGGCGCGCAGGCGCAGGCCGGGGCGCUGCAGCUCCGUACGAAUUGCGGGAUCUGCUGCGGGCGGCGGCAACGGCAAGCUGAUCGAGAGGCUUGCCGCCUCCGUCCUCGUCGACCCCAGCGUGGACCGCGCCGCCGUGGCCAGCUUAUCGUCGGUCGGCUUGCGGCGGCAGGCCUGCAGCAGGGCCGGCGUCGCAGACCACGCGGUGGUGUCCGUCUCGUUGGACACGACGACGGAUCAUCCUCCACAUCCGGUUGUCAAAGAGAUCAGUACGACUCUUGCAGUUGCAGGAGGACGGCAACUGCAGUCUCUUGGGAACUUCCGGCCACUCCAACCAGUACUCCCAGCAGACGGAAGUGAGAGUCAAGCUAGCCAAGCAAAAUCAGAAACAGCCGAGGACGUCGUCUCAACGCCAACAACCGCAACCGUUUCUCGGUGGCUCCGCCACUACCAUGACAGACUUCUCAGCAGACCAACACACCGCUGCAACCUUCAGAUGCAGGAAGCUUGCCGCAAGCCGAAAUUCACGGAGCUCACCGCGCAGAACCUCAAGCUCAUGUGCGGCGCGCUCGAGCUAUGCGUGCCGUGGCACAGGGCCAUCGUUCCCGGCAUAUCGGCCGCCGUGCUCCGGUGCCGGUCCGGCAUGACGAGGUGGGAGAGGGCGAAGCCAACCAGCUUCUUGUCGCCGAGGAUGAUGUCGACUUGGCUGCUCUUCGGAGGAAGGGACGACGAUGACAGCGGCAACUUGGUUGCCCGGGAGCUCGCGAGGCUCGUGUUCGGAUCCUACCGGGGGUUCACCGUCCUGCAGGUACCGGGUAACUCAUGUAUUAUUACUCCCAUGCACAGCUGCAAGCCAGUGGCGUAGCUAGGGGGGUUGUCGGGUUGUCGAUGAACCACU